Molecule: messenger RNA, 885 nt
Organism: Encephalitozoon romaleae SJ-2008
Lineage: Eukaryota; Fungi; Microsporidia; Unikaryonidae
Exons: 1
Coding region: 1-885 (294 amino acids)
Source: RefSeq, a predicted model, not a curated record
AUGGAUGUCCAAGGAUUAAGGGAGGAAAGAGAGGCCUGCAUCAGGGAAAGAGUCUUACUUGCAGACGAGAUGGACUCCUUUAUCGUCGGCCAUAUAGGAGAAAUAAGAGAGGUGCUAACGAUUGGAGAGGCCAUUAGCAGCAUGAUCUGUUCGGAGGAGCUUCUAAUGUUUGUUUCUUGGAGAGUCUCUAGGCUGGUAGAACUAAUAAGAGACAAGAAGAUAGAGGUUCUCAGUGAUCUACUUGAGAAGAGAAUAGAUUGCAAAUGUCUUGAAGAUAUUUUGGCUGCAGAGUACUGUUGUAAAAAGGUCUUGUCCAAUGACACUAUAGAAUGCCCUGUGCUGGACAUAGAUGUGUGCAUUGAUGUAGUAAAUGGAAUUGUUGACAUCAAAGGCGACAGAUUCCGAAGAAUCAUAGUCGGCACAGACAAAGUUUUGCAUAGAUCGUUAGAUAAGUUGUUUUCUGAGGCUUUUCAUAUGAAGGUUAGUAAGGAGCUGAUGCUAUCAUACAUCUUUAAUGUGAAGCUAGAAAUGGGACUGGAAAUAUUCAGAAGCCUCUAUGAAAAGCCUUUGGAGGUUUUGAAGAGUUUGGCUUCUUACAAAUACUACAAAGAAAAAGGAAUUCACAUACUUAUUAAGAAAGAUGAAGUACCACAUCAUCUCUUGGAAAGUGUAAGAGCCGAGGUUGAGAAAGAAAUAGCUGGCAUAAUUGGCAUGGAGUCUUCGGAUGAGAAGAAGGUGCUCCUUAUCAAUUAUCUGCUUGUAAUGUUUGGGGGAAUUGGAUCAGACCUUGAUCUAAGCUACUUCGAUGGCAAGAAAGAAGGAUACGUGCUGGAUUGGAGAAAGUUUGAAAACAAUACCUUUACUCAAAAUACAAAUAUAAGCUGA